AACAAUGGCCACGGGAGCAUCUCUCUCUUCAGAAUGAAUUCAGAAGCAAUGUGAAAAUAUUUUUAUAGCACAGCUAGCAAAACGAACAGAUGAAGGAUGUCUCCACGCCUGACUCUUAUGAUUUCCUCCUCAUAUAAAUCUUACUCCUGGUAUGGAAUUAUAUGGCUGCUAGUGCCCUGGCACGCUAUUGCUGCAGUGAAUCUGGUGGGAAUUUAUGGAAAAAAUAUUGAUUUUCCCUGCCACUCCUCCAAGUUCUCUCUAGAAAAGGUCAACCGUGUUUACUUUCAAAAAAAAGUCAUUGAUGGAACUCCAGAGUUUUUGAACGGAUACAUAAAGAAGGAAAAUAAGAUCAACACAGAAGAUCUGCAACCUUUCGUCUCCGAGAAAUACAAGAACCGUACUUACAUGGAUAUUCAGAACAAUGUCAUAACUCUUAAGAACGUCACAAUUGAAGACACUGGAGAUUAUGAAUGUUAUUUAUUAAAUUCCUCAAAACAAAAUGAAGACAAAAUAAAUUUCCAUCUGUCCAUUAUUGCUAAUCUCACUCGACCAGAGAUCUCAGUGAAUAAAGAUAAUCCAUUCUCAUGCAAUGCAACAUUCACCUGCUCUGCCAGUGGCAUAUACCCUAAACCAGAACUAAGGUGGCACUUCACCCCAAACAUCUCCUCUAUUGAAUGGAUGGUUAUUGAUAGCAACUCUUCCAUUGACCCUCAAAAUGGUCUUUAUUAUGUAUCCAGCACGAUCGUGAUACUGAGCAACAGAAGUAUAAAUAUCAGCUGCUCCAUUCAUGAUGACGUCUCCCUUGAAACUGAACUCUGCCGAAAGCAUUCACCUGAGAGAGCAGAUAUCAUGUGGAUAAUCGCCUCAGCCAUAAUAAUAGCUCUUGUGAUUCUUAUCUUAUUCAUUAUAUUUGUGAAGAAGAAGAACAUGUUGGCUUCAGCUUCAACCUCUUAUCAGACUGAUACUGAUCAGGAAAUGAUUACAAGGCAAGACGCUAGCAUAGACAUCAAAAACCCUGAACACCAGCACUCCUCCCUUGGAAUGAUGUCUGCCCAUCAGAAAACUUCAAAAUCCAGUUACUACACUGAUUUUCAGCAUCAAAAUGAAGAAGGAAAGAUGUUUUUGACCACAAGUGUAAUGUGAAUUUUCCUCUAAAACAUUCUGAUUUUUUACUAUUUAAGACAGUUAAAAAUGAAUAACACUUCUCAUGGAAAUUGUGUCAGAGACAUUUAUUUCAGUGUGAUAAUAACUAUUUAACAAAACAACUGUGGCAAAAAUAUAUUCGCAGAAAAUAUCAGACUCUUCAUUAUUAGUAUUACUGUUUUUAUUUCAAUGCUACUUAAAUUCUUUCCUUGAGAGAAAACAUUUUAAGCAAUUAUUUUGCUCACUGUUGCAAAACAUUAAUUGUCAUUCAUGGUAAGUUUGUUACAUAAGUUGCAAUAGGUAACAAACUGGAGACAAGUUCGUCCAUAUGCUGGAGCGGGCAGCAUUCUAAUUAUUGGACUAGGCCCUCACAUCCAUUUUCACAUCCUCAACCGAACAAAAUUUAAGACAUGUAUGUCUUAAAUGUAUUGACAUAAUUAGAAAAAAGCCUGGAACACAAAAUUAAAUGUGCUAGCUAACUUUACAAUGGCUAACCCCUUCCAUCAGAAUUGUCAUUCCUUCAUUUUUGAGCGUAUUGCCUGUCCAUGGCUGACUGCCCUGUGACUUAUCCUUUGUAACUGUGACCUGUAUUAAGGGAAGAACUUCAGCACAAGUAGUUUCGUUGACUUUUACCCUAUCUAAUCACUCGUUCCUUGGCUUUUCUACAUCAAAUAGAAAUCUCCUUGCUCAGAACAGUGUUCAAAUUUUAACCAAGAAGAAUCUGCUUUUGCAGAUUUUUCUGCAAUAGUAAAAUGGCCUGUGAACUCCCAGGUCAUCUGAAAUUGAAUUGAAUUUACAUUAGUGUUUGAUAUACUUUGCUUUAUUUUUAAACCUUUGGUGUAAAGAAUUCUACUUCUGGUUGAAGACUGAUUCUUCGUUUUUGCGCAGUUUCUGGAUAUCUCCCAUUUCCUAAUAAUAAUAAUGUCUCUUUAAAGGCACAAAAUAAUUUUGAUCUGAAGGCUCCACCAAAAGUGCUGAUUAUUCUUAUAAGUAUUAGAUUAGAGUCUCUCUAAUGCUUAACCACACUCUAGAUAUAGUUUUUAAAUCAGUGUUAGAAUGAUUUCUUCCAUUUAAUUUUGGUUUGCUUACCUUCCAUAUCUGACCUUAUGUAAUACAAUUUGAAAGGUACUUAAAGAACUCACACAUAAACUGCACUCUUAGUGUGAAAUAUUGAUUGUAAAAUAAAAUAAAUGAAAGUAAACAAACGUUCUAUGAAUUGCUAAUUAUGAUGUUCAACUCCAGGUUAGUUAUCACAUGUACAUUUACAACAUAUCAUAAAACUUUCAACUUAGGGUUGCCUGAGGCUGAAGCCUAGCCUAGUAGCAUUGGGUAAAGGACUAGAAACAGCCACGGACAGGCCAUCAUUUCAUGACAGAGCUCAUUCACAUACACACAAGCACUCUGAGCCAAUAUAGAAUUCUUUGUGCAUCUCUUUGGAAUGUGCUCAUACAAAAUGUAGGUUUUACAACAGUGCUGUUUUAUUUAGUUUGGAUAACUCUAUCUUACAAAGAGCAAACAUUUUCAGAAUUUUAUGUUCUCAUAUAUUCUAAUGUAUAUAUAUAUGUGGCUUCCCUGCUAACAAAGAGAUACAAUAUGCAUAAGGAAUCAUGUUGGGGCAAAGGAGAAUGUUAGGCCAAUCAGGUGCCCUUCAAAAAGAGAAAUCAACAGUGAUGCUAAUAUAUGCUUAUAUACCUGUAUAUACUAAUAUGUUGCAGGGAUCCCAUGGAGUGUUAAGUCCAGUACUUGUAAAAAGGUGCCCUAGUAGGUGAUGCUUCAGCAGUAUGUGGAGCAAAACAGAAGUCAUGGGGAAUUGGGAGGGAUCCUUUAUUAUUCCCUCAGUACACUAGAUGGCAGCGAGUAAGCCCCACAGGGAAUUAGAGAGGUCCUGAGGUCCAGAGACCAGAAGUUGCUAUGGGUUCCUGACCCUUUAAGUUAAUAUUUGCUGUCACUGGGACGACCACCGGAUGGCACUCCCAUCUCGCAUUCAUGGUUUUUGUAAAGUAGCCCAGAAUUUAACACCAAAAUGUACUUGAAAAGGCUGCUUCUUGCUGUUGUCUCACCGAGUCUAGUUUCAAGUUGAGAAUUGAGGUAAGGACUGAACAAGGAUGUACUUGUCCUUAGAUCUCUGAAAGGAUGAUAGAGAGACCAGUCAUCAAACAAAGAAACUGUUAGGUAAGCAUGGGGUCUAUUUUAAGAUGGCAAACUAAACAAACUGUAGUAGAGGUAAAGAAGGGGUAGGAAAUUCCAGUAGAGGGGCUCAGUGGGGUAGUAAGGAUUUAUUAUAAUUUUUUUUAUUUUGAUGGAAUGUGUUCUCGUUAUAUUAAUGUUUUCCAAUUGCUUUUUAAAAAACAUUCAAUAUACAGCAAUUUUUGCAAUGAGAGGAUUGUUUAGCACAGCAUACUUAAUAGCAGGAGAAGACCAAGAGAUGAUUGAGUCAAAGGGACUAGAUAAAGAUCAGAAUGUUGUGAGGAUGUCUUUAAUUUGACUGUCAAAUCCUAAUAUGCUAAAACGAAGAAACACAGUAAAAAGCAGGCAAAAUUCUAAAAAUAAUAUGCACAUUUUCACUCUUACAAAUAUAAUACAAUCAUUAAGUCUUCCUUAAUUUUAGCAUUCACCAAGCUCAGAUGUGUGGUACUGUGUGCCGCCAUCUUUUAUAGGGGCAGGACAGUGACAUUAAAGGUGACUAAGCACACAACAGGCAACAGAACAAACAAAAUGACAAUGUCCAUGAUUUUGUGGUACAAAAUGGUGGUGCCAAAGCUAGAAACCCCACAUACUGGAUAACAAAGGUGUGCUGAUGUCACUAUCAUAAAGUUCAACAAUAAGAAAAUAUAUAGAAACACAAGUAACAUGUAAAUAUUUAUAUAUAUUCUUUGCAAUAGAUUUUUUUGGGGUCCUUGGUCGAAAAUGUGUAAAACACAAAUCUGUUUGCAUGAUGUACAUAGUAAUUUUUGUUUUUUAUUUUCUGUAUUUUAUUGCACAAACUGUUUUUAUUCUUAUUUGUUCUAAGAAUAGACAAUGAAUGGAAGAGAUUCUCAUAUUUCUGAAUGUACAUUGCAUUUUAGCUUGUAAAAACUAAGUGUUCUCCAAAGAAAUUAGGGUUUUAAAUAAUCUUUAUAGAAGUGUAAAAUCUUUACAAAUAUCUGUCUACUGUUUAGGGUUUAGACCCCCAAAUUACAUCAUACCCCUAGUAAAUUUAUGGCUGUUGUGCAAUGCUGCUGUGUGCUGUCCAUGUACUGACUGUGUCACCAUCCCAAUGAUAUACAGAAGUGGCCGCUUUAGUCAUCAGUCUACACCUCAUUGUGUGCCUUAUUUUUAUAUAAGGAAACUGGUGUAGAAAUAUGACUAGUAUCAUGGACAGUUUGCAUUAUAAAAAGACAUUUGACACCUUUGCUAUUUUCUUUGCAAUCAUUUACUUUUAAAGUAAAGGAUAGUUGGUUGUAUGACUGACAUUUUUUAUAAUAAAAUAACAUUUUCAGAUGGCACUUGGUUGCUUUCUUGCAACCUUAUUUGGAUAUAUGUGUUUUCCUAUUGGAAAUGUUGUAAUAACUGUCAUCUGGUUUUUAAAAAGCAAUUCAUUUGCAGUAUUAUUGUGCAGAUAAAAAUUGUUUUAUACCUUUUUCCUUGUAAAUGUAUUGUAAUAAUUUUAUAAAUCUCAUAGAUAUUAAGCUGUCUCUUUGUAUAACAUUACUUACAAUGACAAAUAAACAAUACCUGACAGCCUUCUUGUUA
Messenger RNA from Polypterus senegalus (gray bichir), 4875 nucleotides. RefSeq names its product T-lymphocyte activation antigen CD80. The coding region runs from base 97 to 1143 and encodes 348 amino acids. The record is from RefSeq and is a predicted model, not a curated record. Gene Ontology annotation, biological process: cellular response to lipopolysaccharide; cell surface receptor signaling pathway; T cell costimulation. The transcript has 8 exons. Gene Ontology annotation, cellular component: external side of plasma membrane. NCBI's taxonomy places the organism in Eukaryota, Metazoa, Chordata, Cladistia, Polypteriformes, Polypteridae.